AUGUGCACACGGCAAGGCCUAUUUCUUCCAGAUGCAGACAAGGUCCGCAGACGAACCGAUGACCGUGUUUUAUCGCUGCGAAAGUUGCGCCCAUCAAUGGAAGGAAAACUAGCGCACUCGAAUGCUGCGCUUGUGCUCGUCAUGCGCAUCUUGGCCGUCUCCUGUAUCGCGUCUCUACUCGUUACGGAGUCAUAUGCUAAAUCAUCUGCUGACGGUAUACAUGCAGCCCCUUUCUCCAUUGUGGUGUUUAUGUGCGUGUGGAGGCGGCCGCUGCUCACAGAUUUCGUGCUGUCUCAAUACUCAGCCUCCAAAAAGCGUCUCGUGAAACAGGGCGUGCUCCUGGAUCUAUUUCUUACCGGCUCCGACAACGCCACUACAUCCGCAUUAGCCCAAAAAUACAGCGCGUCCUUCGUGAUUCACCCCAACAGUCCGCUCGGUGCAAAACACAACAAAGGUAUCCAAUCGAUGCGGUCCUAUUACGAGGACAGGAAGCGAAGAGGGAAACAAGCGGCCGUACCGCAUGCCGUGGCCAUCGUCGGUUCUGACGAUGUGAUCAAUGACAAAUUCUUCCUGCAAGUGCGCAACCUGAUGCACGUGCGCCCGCCAGCGCAGCACGUGGUGGGCCUACGCGACAUCCACUUUUUCGACCUCAAGUCGCGACGUCUCGUCUACACCAGGGGAUAUCGGUCGUUCACGACGCCGAUCUCUGGCACGCUGGGCUGCGGGCGGGUGCUGUCGUGGUCGAUACUAGAUGCCUUGGAUUGGUAUGUGUGGGACAACGAGCGGGAGCGGGGCUUGGAUCAAAGUGCCAUACGGAACGUGAUGCGGCGGAUUCCCCUGGUGGGCGAAGUGAGCGGGGCGAUUGCUGGGCGAGAAACUGGGAUCGUGGCAGUGGAUAUCAAGUCGGACGCGUUCGCGACGGGGGCGAAUAUUUGGAAGUUUGAACAAGUUGUGGAAGCGGUCGGGAAGAACGGGAGACUGCACGCGUUUGUCGACUUUGACGCGCGGGCAGCUUUGACGGCGGCGUUCGGGGGGGAGUUCAUGGCCGGUUUGGAGAGUCUCCGGGCGGAAAUGGAGAGGCUCGAGAGCGACUAGCAGACGCAGAUAGGCUACGGAGGCCGCGAUGGGCCGCCUGUCCUUUGGGCGUUCAAGUUGAAUCGCGUGUUGCAUUAAAACAAGGGUUCCUCU
Messenger RNA from Chondrus crispus (carragheen), 1188 nucleotides. RefSeq lists its product as hypothetical. Lineage: Eukaryota; Rhodophyta; Florideophyceae; Gigartinales; Gigartinaceae. Bases 1 to 1095 code for a protein of 364 amino acids. The record is from RefSeq and is a predicted model, not a curated record. The transcript is spliced from 2 exons.